AUGGCGGGGGCGGCGGGGCUGGCGGGGGCUAUGGUGGUGGCCGCGGUGGACGAGGAGGGCGUGGAGGUGCCCGUGAAGGCUCAACUCACGAGCGCCUUGGCGCAACUCCGCCACACCUUCGUCGUAGCCGAUGCAACGCUGCCAGAUUGCCCUCUCAUCUAUGCCAGCGAGGGGUUCGUCCACAUGACGGGAUACAGCAUGGAGGAGGUGCUGGGGCACAACUGCCGCUUCCUGCAAGGCGAGGGCACCGACCCCAAGGAUGUGAAGAAGCUGAGGGAUGCCGUGCGCAACGGCACCCCCGUCUGCACCCGACUCCUCAACUACCGCAAGGACGGCACGCCGUUUUGGAACCUGCUGACCAUGACGCCCAUCAAGGAUGAGAUGGGGCGGGUGAUCAAGUUUGUGGGUGUGCAGGUGGAUGUGACCAACAAGACAGAGGGGCGCGCAUACACCGACUCGGCGGGCGUGCCCAUGCUAGUGCACUACGACGACAGGCUGAAGGAGACGGUGGCCAAGCCGAUUGUGGACGACGUGCUGACGGCGGUGCAGGAGGCGGAUGGCAAGGUGCCGGUGCGGCUGUCGCGGGGCAGCCCCUCGCGCGCGCUGCCCCGCGUGGCGCUGGAUCUGGCCACAACCGUGGAGCGCAUCCAGUCGAACUUUGUGAUUGCGGACCCCACGCUGCCCGACUGCCCCAUCGUGUUUGCCUCGGACCCGUUCCUCAAGCUCACAGGGUACCGCAGAGAGGAGGUGCUGGGGCGCAACUGCCGCUUCCUGCAAGGCCGCGACACCGACCGCGCGACGGUGAACGAGCUCAAGGCGGCGAUCCGCGCGGGGCGGGAGUGCACCGUGCGCAUGCUCAACUACACCAAGGCGGGGAAGCCCUUCUGGAACAUGCUGACAGUGGCGCCCAUCAAGGACAUUGAGGAGCGGCCGCGGUUCCUGGUGGGGGUGCAGGUGGAUGUGACGGAGCACGCCACCGCCACGGACGCGGCGCCGGUGGGCGCGCAGGCCGCCAACAUUGUGGGUCAGGCGCUGCAGAACAUGAACUGGGUGGGCGUGGACCCGUGGGCCACCUUCCCCAGCGGGCUGGUGGAGCCCAAGCCGCAUCGCAGGAUGGACCCCGCCGCCGCGGCGCUCAAGGAGGCCGUGCAGCGCGACGGCAAGCUGCGCCUGCGCCACUUUGCGCGCGUCAGGCAGCUGGGCAGCGGCGACGUGGGCAUGGUGGACCUGGUGCAGCUGGUGGGAGGGGAGCACCGCUUUGCGCUCAAGAGCCUGGAGAAGCGGGAGAUGCUGGAGCGCAACAAGGUGGGGCGCGUGCGCACCGAGGAGUCCAUACUGUCCAAGGUGGACCACCCCUUCCUGGCCACGCUCUACGGCACGCUGCAGACGGACACCCACCUCCACUUCCUGCUGGAGUUCUGCUCUGGCGGCGAGCUGUACGCCCUGCUCAACGCGCAGCCCAACAAGCGGCUCAAGGAGGAUGCGGUCAAGUUCUAUGCGAGCGAGGUGCUGCUGGCGCUGCAGUACCUGCACCUCCAGGGCUUUGUGUACAGAGACCUGAAGCCCGAGAACAUCCUGCUGCACGGCAGCGGCCACGUCAUGCUCACCGACUUUGACCUGUCCUACUGCCAGGGCAGCUCCUCGCCCUCCCUGCUGGUGCUGCCCGCCGACCACCCGUCAGUGGCGCCCGCGGGCGGCGCCGCCGCGGCCAGGCCCGAGGGCCGCGAGUCGCGGCGCGGCAGCAAGGACUCGGCGCGCGUCAGCAAGGACGGCGGGCGGCGGCCGCUGGCGCUGGCCUCGGGCCAGCACGUGCUGCUGGUGGCGCAGCCCGACGGGCGCGCCAACUCGUUUGUGGGGACGGAGGAGUAUCUGGCGCCAGAGGUCAUCACAGGCUCCGGCCACACCAGCAUGGUGGACUGGUGGUCCUUUGGCAUCCUCAUUUAUGAGCUGCUGUACGGCACCACACCCUUCAGGGGCUCCCGCCGCGACGCCACCUUUGAGAAUGUGCUGAAGAAGCCGCUGGCCUUCCCCGACUCGGUGCCCGUGUCUGCCGAGUGCAAGGACCUCAUCACGCAGCUGCUGGCCAAGGAGGCGAGCAAGCGGGUGGGGUCGCGUGCCGGCGCGGACGAGAUCAAGCGCCACGCCUGGUUUGCGGGCCUCAACUGGGCGCUGGUGCGCAACCAGAAGCCGCCCUUUGUGACGCCGCGCAAAACCAGCACCUCGUCUGACGUCCCCAACUCCCCCAUGUCUGACAACGCCUUCCGAGGCAAGUCUGCGGAGUCGCCGCUGCCGGCCGCCGCCGCGGCGGUGCUGGACGCGCAGCUGCACCACAAAGCCAAGUCGGAGGCGGCGGCGGCGCCCGCGGGCCCGGGCCACAUCGACGGCUUCUGA
Chlorella variabilis is the source of this 2391-nucleotide messenger RNA. RefSeq lists its product as hypothetical. Gene Ontology annotation, molecular function: ATP binding; protein serine/threonine kinase activity. Lineage: Eukaryota; Viridiplantae; Chlorophyta; Trebouxiophyceae; Chlorellales; Chlorellaceae. The transcript is spliced from 18 exons. Gene Ontology annotation, cellular component: nucleus; plasma membrane; cytoplasm. Bases 1 to 2391 code for a protein of 796 amino acids. Gene Ontology annotation, biological process: protein phosphorylation. The record is from RefSeq and is a predicted model, not a curated record.